ACAUCCGCUCUUAUUUUCCGCCAUCUUCCACUUCGGCUGUGCACCCAUUGUUCAUACAAGCUGAUCACGGCUGGUUUCCACAGUCAGCGACUGAGGGCGCGACAUACGAAAACAUGAUGAUGAUGAUGGACGACGAACAGCCCAAAACCCUGUAUGUAGGGAACCUGUCUAGGGAUGUCACUGAGCCCCUCAUCCUACAGGUUUUCACACAGAUCGGCCCCUGCAAGAGCUGUAAAAUGAUUUUUGAUACUGCAGGCAAUGAUCCAUACUGCUUUGUGGAGUUCUAUGAACACAGGCAUGCUGCUGCUUCGCUGUCUGCCAUGAAUGGACGUAAAAUUAUGGGUAAGGAGGUUAAAGUCAACUGGGCCACAACACCAAGCAGUCAGAAGAAAGACACAAGCAAUCAUUUCCAUGUCUUUGUUGGAGAUCUCAGCCCCGAAAUCACAACAGAUGAUGUCAAAGCUGCCUUUGGCCCAUUUGGGAGGAUAUCGGAUGCUCGUGUGGUCAAAGAUAUUGCCACAGGGAAAUCUAAAGGCUAUGGUUUUGUCUCUUUCUUCAACAAGUGGGAUGCAGAGAAUGCCAUUCAGCAGAUGGGUGGCCAAUGGCUAGGUGGCAGACAGAUCAGGACCAACUGGGCCACUAGAAAACCCCCAGCCCCUAAAACCACCUAUGAAACCAACACCAAGCACCUGGCCUUUGAUGAGGUAGUGAACCAGUCAAGCCCCAGUAACUGCACUGUUUACUGUGGGGGAGUCAGCACUGGUCUAACAGAACAAUUGAUGAGACAGACCUUCACCCCCUUUGGACAAAUCAUGGAAAUCCGUGUGUUCCCAGACAAAGGAUAUUCCUUUGUGAGGUUUAACUCUCACGAGGGAGCAGCCCAUGCAAUUGUGUCUGUGAAUGGUACUUCGAUAGAGGGACAUAUGGUGAAGUGUUACUGGGGUAAAGAGACCCCGGACAUGAUUAGCUCUAUGCAGCAGGUUCAGCAAGUUCCCCAGCAGAACAAAGUGGGCUUUGCAGCCCAGCCCUAUGGCCAGUAUGCCCAGUGGUACGGCAAUGCCCAGCAGAUUGGCCAGUAUGUCCCCAAUGGGUGGCAGGUACCCACCUAUGGCGUUUACGGCCAGGCCCAGGCCUGGAACCAGCAGGGUUUUCAUCACUUACUGGCCAGUGCUGGGUGGACAGGUGUGAGUGCCCUCGGUAAUGGUGGGGUUAUGGAAGUUACACAGGGAUUGAAUGGGAGUAUGCUAGCAAACCAGGCCAGUAUGGGAGCCACAGGAUACCCCACACACUGAUGAUUGGGGGGGGUGUAGUCAACUUCUUACUGGCUACUGGAGCACCACAGAGAUCUGUGUUAUAUCCCUGCCUCUCGUGGCAGACUAAGACUUGUUGGUACAUGGAAUUUGAAGGGGACUUGACCUCUGCUUAGGCUCAUGAAACUGAUUUCAUAGGAGGUUAAGGGGAGCCAUGGAGGACUGGAAUAAACCACACGUAUUAUGCUGCCCUUGUUAGACGGACUGUACAUGGCCAGUGCUGUACCAUUUUAAAUUAAUAUCACUUAAGGGGAGACUUUAGGAUUUGCGCCAUUGUUGGUAUGUUUACAGUGUCUCAAACCCAUUUUCUAAGGACUUCAAGUCAAAAUAAAUUGCUUUUGAUUUAAGGUUAAUAAUCCAUUUAGAGUUUGAUGCAAUGAAUCAUGUCAAAAGUAAUGGAUCCUUCACUUUUUUUUUGGUUUGAAGUAAUAAAAUGGGUGACUAUUUUUUUUUUCUUGCAUUUUGUUUUCAAUUCAGCCAAUUGCAGGGAUAGAUGCCACUGCUUUCUUUCUGUAGGGGCAGACAAAUAUUGCACAGUAUUCUCUUGUUUUUACAAAUUUGAUUUCCAAGAGGUUUCUUUUUGCAUUCCACCUUUCCCCUUUUAUAUAUUUUGGAUGGCCUCAACAUUUGCUUAAUGUGUAAAUAACCAUACCUUGAUUUCAAGCUGUUUGAAGGAAAAUCCAAAUGUUCACUAAGGGAGCUUGUUUGCUUUCUUUGUUUCGAUAACUGAAGAAAUUAAACAUUAUUAGUAGCAGCAUUAUCAAAUGCAUAUCCAUGGUAACUGGCAUAGUGAUACAUGUACAUCCAGGAAGGGAAAAGACAGCAUUGCUAUGCAGUGCAAAAAUGAACACAAUUUUUACUUUGAAUAGUAAUUCUGUGCAUAAAUUGAGUUUUCUGCCAUUUUCUAUGAAGUAAGAUCAGUAUUUUUUUAUGGAAAAACCUGAAUGAAUCUGAAAUGUGCGCUGUUGCCCCUUGAACAUGUUUUAAUACCAGAGGGACCAGACCCAUUGUGUUGCCUUAGAGUUGAUUGCUUUUAAUGGACACAAUAUCAUUAAAGAUUAGGCAGUGCCUACAGACAUUUUCAAAACUUUUGUUUUGAAAAGUGUUUUACUCUGGGGUUUGAUAAUGUUUCUGCUACUGUAAUAACCAAUGUGUUCUUGCUUUGUCCAAUUAAAUUGCUGAUGUGCAAAAACAA
Oncorhynchus masou masou (cherry salmon) is the source of this 2505-nucleotide messenger RNA. Its product is annotated as cytotoxic granule associated RNA binding protein TIA1-like. Bases 114 to 1292 code for a protein of 392 amino acids. The record is from RefSeq and is a predicted model, not a curated record. Gene Ontology annotation, molecular function: RNA binding. The transcript is spliced from 13 exons. Lineage: Eukaryota; Metazoa; Chordata; Actinopteri; Salmoniformes; Salmonidae.